AUGCGGUCUACUCUCUCAGCUCACUUGAUCUCCCUACGGCGAAUCGAGGAUCGAGAAUCAUUGAAUAUAUCGCUUCUGCACCAACUGCUCGAGAUAUGCGCCCACGACGCGUCACUUGACGCGUUAAGCAAGGGCAAGCGGCGGGCGACUUCUCCAUCUUCCCAGCCAGCAAAACGCCAAAAGACGUCAGAAACCCAGCAUCAGCAGCUCCUUACACACUAUCCUUCUGUCAAUAUUCUCUGUACUGCAAGUCCCACUGCCGAUGACAUUCCUGCCUUCACCCACUCGUUCAACAUGAAUAUGUCCUCAGUUGUUCCCCGUGACUAUGAUCCCGAGGAAUGGGCCAACGAAGAUAGUCAUCCAAGCUGGAUCAUGGAAGAAUUAAAUCUUAUCGAAACUCUGAAAUCGCUCCCUCGCGAGAAGAGCCUCGAUUUAGGAGCUCUAUCUUUUGCAAUUUACCGUGGGCAAGUUGUUGUUGUACCCGAACUCGUCUUCCAACGCGGCGACGCUGCCCAGUGCCUCCUUGCGCUCCCUCCCAUUCAAGACGAGCUCGAGCUUGAGUCUUUUGGUGUCUCAAAAUCUGAUGUGGACGAUGUGGUUGCGGCGUCGUUGAAACUCGGGGCUUGUGCUCGGGCGUCCAUUAUUGGUCGGCUAGCUCUUGUUCUUGACCAAGCCGAUGGCCAUCUGUUUACUCUUCGAGUUGGUAUCACGACGUCUUUCACCCCUUCUAUCUUCGAACAACUUCCAUUGAAAAAAACGCGCCAGUCCCAAGUAAUCGAUGAUUCUCAGCGCAGAGUUCUCCAGUAUUCUUUUCCGGACCCACGUCUCAACCUUUCCUCUGACGUUGCGAGCGAUAUUCCUUUUUUUUAUUCAGCACUCGGUCCCGCCCCAAUAUCACCUUCCUGUUCAGACCUCCGACCAAAAGAUUUGCAGACUACUCUACUUCCAUUCCAGCAGCGGACUGUUGCUUGGCUACUGGAGCGGGAAGGUGUCGGCGAGCAGCGACAUGACUUCUCUUUCUGGGAGGAGGUUCAAGGAUCACACAUCUUCUAUGUCAAUAGAUUAACGGGAAAUUUUUCGGUAAACAGGCCUGAGUUGAAAAAGCCGGCUGGAGCUAUUUUAGCAGAGGAACCCGGGCUGGGUAAAACGGUUGAAAUCAUUGCAUUGCUACUUUUGAAUCCGGCCCCCUUGGCAAUGGAGCCGAACAAUACCUACUGGGAUGCAAAAAAUAGCUUGGAGGUCGCAAUGGUGAAGGGGAGUUUAAUUGUCACGCCUGCCUCGCUUAGCGCUCAGUGGAUUUCGGAGCUACAACUACAUGCUCCGACACUCGAAGUUCUGUUAUAUGAAGGCUGGAACAAGCUGAAAAUGACACGCAAGGCCGAGACAACAAAGGUCAAGGCAUCGACAAACGAAAACAACCAGAAUCAGGCCGAAGAUUGGGUUCAGUAUUGCCACCACUAUGAUGUUGUACGUAAUGGUCGCCUCAACGCCGCAAGUCGCCUGCUGAGUUUAAACAAGGUCAUCGUCACUUACACAACCCUGAGAUCUGAGCUCAAUGUCGCCCAUGCACCACCGAAGCGACCAAGAAGAGAAGAUGUGGUCUAUUCCAAUCUUGAACGCGAGCGGAGUCCCCUCAUCCGCGUUGAAUGGCAACGAGUCGUUAUGGAUGAGGUUCAAAUGGUCGGCGGGGGAAAUAUCGAAGACAUGGUUGCCAUGAUUCCACGACGGUCAUCAUUUGCGGUUUCCGGAACACCAGUUCGCGCUCAGCUUACCGAUCUCAGCCACGUACUCCAGUUCUUGCGUGUAGAUUCCACGCUGACAUCACCCCGCUUCUGGGCACGCCUCCUGUUACCCACAUAUUCACAUUAUUUCAGUUCAUUCUUCUCGAGUUUAGCCAUCAGGACAACGAAAGCUAGUAUUAAAGACGAGUUAAGGAUUCCUCCACAGACCAGAUUUGUGGUCCCCAUCACAAUGGGGGUGGUUGAACGCACUGUGUACGAUGCCGACUUCGAUAGAGUUCUCCUUCAACUGGGUUUGGAUCACCGUGGAGUCGAUCUUGACGGUAAUCGACGCGAACCUGACAUCGGCCAACUACGGGCAAUGGUUCGAAGGCUUCGAGCUAUCUGCACACAUCCACAAGUGGGUCAGCUGGGUAACAGCCUUUUCAAAAACGGCGGUUCUCUCAAGACCAUGGAUCAAGUCCUUGAGCUGAUGCGUUGGGAUACAUGGGGUGCCGUCAUCGACGAUUGCAAGAGCAAGAUCCAAUCUCUAAUUCGAACGGCCCAGUUGCAACAACAAGGAGUCGGAGACAACUGUUAUCAAGUCUCUCUGGAAACACUCAUUCUCGCAGAGAACGAGUCAACACAGUUGUUACAAGAAAUUGAUUCUUCGAUUGCAGUCCACGAAGCCAUCCUUCUUGACUCAGAUUAUUCUAACAAAGGCAAAGGUAAAGCGCGAGAGUCAUCGGUUUCUGCGACUCGUUCGACCGACACUAAGGAGGACGAGAUCGGUUUGCAAACAAAUUUCCAGGAUCAUCGCUCACGGAAGACGGCCCUAAAGAAUCGACGAAGAGAGGCACAACUUAUCAUGCACCGCGUCAAAUUCUUGCAAGGAGACGUGUACCAUAUGUUGGGUGAAGGGCAUGGGGUCUCAGAAAAUGCGGCAUACGAAGCAGCAGAGUCUCUUCGCCAAGUGUUGCUUUCUGCCGUCGAGCAAGACGCUAACCAAGCAAUGAAGGCUCUUGGUCAUUUGAAUAUCGAUGAAUUGUUGAUCCGCAAUCCGUUCUUGGAUCCUGAUCUUCAAGACGAGGCCGUGCAUGAGGCCAAUGCCAUCAUCAAUGAUGUUAUCAAUCAACAGUCGACGCUUUUGUGGCAAUGGAGAACACGUCUAACAGAGCUUCUCCUUCGAAAAUUGUCCCACGGAGAAGAAGAAGCGGACGGCCAGGAGUACCAACGGACCCUCGACGAUCAAGGAGAAGCCGAGCAUGUCAUUUGGUUUAUCAUGUCUACCAUAUUGACCACUUCCAGAUCCUAUCUAGUGAACUACACCGCAUUGGUCGCUGACAGGCGCGAAGCUCUUCUCAAGGAGCGGACUUUACUAGCAACGCAUGAUGCCACCGACAAAGUCAAGAUCCGUCGCACAAAGGCUGCUCAGAAAGCUGCAAUGGCAUUGGACGACUCCAUUCUCCUCAAGAGUGACAUUGAAUUGCAACCCGAGCACGAGGUUCUCUUCAAACAACUUUCACUCCAGCGCCAAGGAUUAUUGUCUACCUUGGAUGGCCGAGCACUGAAGAGUGUCAUUGUCGACCUUGCGCAGCGCAUUCACAAGCUAGACAAAGAAAAGAUCGAGACAAAAGAAGCUCUAGAAGACUUGCGCAGGCUCAUCUCCCAACAAGCUCCCAUUCUCGAAAAACUCGAAGCUGACCUUGCCACCUGUCGCAAAGUAUUCAAUGCAAGAAUCAGCUACUUCCGCCAACUCCAGGACAUCUCUGAUGCCGUUGCUGAUGUUACGUUCGAAACAACUUUGCAAGCAGCACUGGAGGAAUGUGCGAUAGAACAAAGGCAUCUCUCUGCAAAUAUCAGUGCUCAUCGAGCGCGUAGGCGAUACCUGGACCAUCUAGUUAAACAAAACACCAACGGUCGAGACGAUGAAGAGAACGCAUGUAUACUCUGUAGGUCUACUUUCAUGCGAGGCUUCAUGACAGAAUGCGCCCACGUUUUCUGUGAAGACUGUCUUAAACUAUGGAUCAAGGACAAAGCACGCAACACGUGCCCUGUUUGUCGCAUUCCUAUCAAGUCAGACAAACUGGAGCGUUUUAUAGUCGCAGAAGAUGAGCUGCAAACAGCGCCGAUAAGCAAAGAGGAGAAGAUGGAAGCUCCACGGUCUCGGAGACAAAUCAGCUAUAAUGAGAUUGAUCAAGCAACACUCCAAGAAAUUCAAGGGAGUACUCCUGCGUUCGGAGACUAUGGCGCCAAGAUCGCCACCCUCGUCCAACAUUUGUUGUACCUCCGAAAUAUCGACCCCGGCACAAAGAGCAUUGUCUUCUCUGCAUGGGCCGAUAGUCUAUAUAUUGCUGAACGUGCACUCAAGGCGAACGGCAUUUCUUUCAUCCGCAUCGACCAAAACCGAAAGGGACAAGCAGCUAUAACUACCUUCGCAACUUCGUCAGAUAUCGAAGUGCUAUUACUUCAUGGGGAACGAGAAAACGCUGGUCUGAAUGUGACCUGCGCAUCCCGCGUUUUUCUUCUCGAGCCUGUGGUGCAUCACGGGUUUGAGGUUCAAGCCAUUGCUCGCAUUGACCGCAUUAGCCAGAGUCGACCGACAGAAGUAUACUGCUAUUAUGCGCAAGACACGAUCGAGAAGAACAUCCUAGACUUAGCGGCACGGCGGGGUCUCUCGCUGUAUACCACAGAUAACUCGGUGGAUGUCUCAUCACUGACAGAAGACAACGGCAAGGAAAGCGCCACAGUCAACAAGGUUCAAAAGGGUGGCGACUUGAUUUUCAAGGUCGAAGACAUGAUGGCCAUUUUAUUUCCUCAUCUCUUUGAGGACUUUGAAUAUAUGGUACCAGCGGAGGCAAUGGAGGAAAUGCAUCUCAACGCGGUGGCUGGUCCAUCGAGAACUGUCCAGUAA
Mycena indigotica is the source of this 4632-nucleotide messenger RNA. RefSeq names its product SNF2 family helicase. Gene Ontology annotation, biological process: DNA damage response; protein polyubiquitination. Lineage: Eukaryota; Fungi; Basidiomycota; Agaricomycetes; Agaricales; Mycenaceae. Gene Ontology annotation, molecular function: metal ion binding; ATP-dependent chromatin remodeler activity; ubiquitin protein ligase activity. The coding region runs from base 1 to 4632 and encodes 1543 amino acids. The transcript has 24 exons. Gene Ontology annotation, cellular component: nucleus. The record is from RefSeq and is a predicted model, not a curated record.